Molecule: messenger RNA, 522 nt
Organism: Vitis riparia (riverbank grape)
Lineage: Eukaryota; Viridiplantae; Streptophyta; Magnoliopsida; Vitales; Vitaceae
Exons: 4
Coding region: 67-507 (146 amino acids)
Molecular function (GO): protein dimerization activity
Source: RefSeq, a predicted model, not a curated record
GUUGUUUCAUACUUUGAACCACUAUAUGUGGUGCUUCGAAUCAUUGAUUCAGAAGUUGUUCCAACAAUGCCGUUUGUGUACGAGCUUAUGCAAGUGAUGAAAGAAAAUCUCAAUCGUCAACAAAUUGGCGAUUGGAUCUUCAAAAUACUUAAAGAUCGUUGGGAGAAAACACUAAAACAUCCACUUCAUGCAGCAGCAUACUUCUUGAAUCCAAGGUUUCAAUAUAGGCGUGGAGUUGGUAGUGAUCCAUAUUUAAUUCAAUCAGUCCAUGAAGUAUUUGCUAAAUUAGACCCAAAUGCUGAAUCGGUUGGUCAAUUUGGAAAUGAGCUUGUGCUUUUUCGAGAUGCAAAGAGAGGAUUCAGUGAUCGAGCGGCGAUUGCAUCAAGGUCAACCAUGGUGCCCGCUGAAUGGUGGUUCAUGUAUGGGAACCAAACACCUAUAUUGAGAAAUUUGGCCAUUAAAGUUCUCUCACAAACUGCGUCAUCUUCUGCUUGUGAAAGAAAUUGAAGCACAUUUGCUUUA